Rubroshorea leprosula is the source of this 1116-nucleotide messenger RNA. The record is from the annotation of a GenBank genome assembly. Lineage: Eukaryota; Viridiplantae; Streptophyta; Magnoliopsida; Malvales; Dipterocarpaceae.
CCUCUCUCUUAUAAUUCUGGUUUCAGAAGAAAGAAAGAGUAUCCCAGAAAAACACCAAGAGAUGGGGAGAGCUCCUUGCUGUGACAAAGCCAACGUGAAGAGAGGCCCAUGGUCACCCGAAGAAGAUGCCAAGCUUAAGUCCUAUAUCGAGGAACACGGUACUGGAGGCAACUGGAUUGCUUUGCCUCAGAAAGUUGGGCUUAAGAGAUGUGGGAAGAGCUGCCGCUUGAGAUGGUUAAAUUAUCUCCGUCCCAACAUCAAGCACGGAGGAUUUUCUGAAGAAGAAGAUAGUAUCAUUUGCAGCCUCUAUGUUAAUAUUGGAAGCAGGUGGUCUAUUAUUGCUGCCCAUUUGCCGGGGAGGACAGAUAAUGAUAUAAAGAACUACUGGAAUACAAGGCUGAAGAAGAAGCUUUUAGGUAAGCAACGCAAAGAACAACAUGUUCGGAGAGGAAAGCAACAGAUCAUGAAGGGAAACUGUAGUGCUACUCCUGAUACCACUAACAACAACAAAAACCCUAACUACUGGCCGGAGCUACCAAUGCUGUAUAGCAAUGAUGAGCAUCAUCAGCAAGUUUAUGAGCAGUCCCCGGCCGUCUAUAUUAUGCCCUCUUCUUGUUCUACUUCCUCCAUGGAUGGCUUAAACAGCAUUACCGGUACUCAAAUUUUUGAUACCGGGUACAAUAUGUUGCAAGGGCAAAGCAGUAGUGAUAAUUUUAUAGGAGGGAUCCAAGAAAUUUUUUAUGGUUGCCCACAGAGAUUGGAUGGAAUGGGGUUUUCAUGCAGCGAGCAAAUAGUGAGUAAAAGAUUAAGUCUGAAUUGUUCUGAAAGUGGUAGUGUUGGGUGGUGGGGUGAUAUGAGCUCUUUGGUUUGCCCUGAUCAGCCUGCAGUCGGUUCAGACUAUGGCAUACAUAUACAACAAGGUCAAGCUGGAAUAAUGCAACAAGAGUAUGGUUUCAGUGAUCAGUUGAGGUAUCCAGGAGCCUAGCAAUAUGGGAAUUAAUAACACGUUUUUAACGAAAUGAAAAGUUGAAAUUCUUAGUAAAAGAUUAAAUCAAAGGGAGUUUUGAGGCAAUGGGAAUAUGGGAUUCAUGAAGAGAAGAAAGCACACUAUUAUCU